Nerophis lumbriciformis (worm pipefish) is the source of this 1377-nucleotide messenger RNA. RefSeq names its product chromogranin A (gene chga). The record is from RefSeq and is a predicted model, not a curated record. Lineage: Eukaryota; Metazoa; Chordata; Actinopteri; Syngnathiformes; Syngnathidae. Gene Ontology annotation, biological process: defense response to bacterium; negative regulation of catecholamine secretion; negative regulation of insulin secretion. Gene Ontology annotation, cellular component: chromaffin granule.
CGUUGGAUGCUGCUCGCAGUGUCCGCCAAAAGGAAGGGGGAAAAGGAAUUCAAGAAAGGAGGCUGCCGGGUCCAUUCUUGCUCUAGGACAUUUAUAUUGUCCAGAAUGCAUCCAUAACCCUUUGAUAUUCUGGAAAGUGAGGAUUAAAAUCGUGGAAAAAAGCUUUUUUCCCGGAGUGAUUUUGACGUUUUUUUCGUCCCCAAAAAUGAUUGCUCUGCUGACUGUGACGCUCCUCAUCAAAGGCGUUUUGACAUUGCCUGUGACUCCACAUGAGCCGGAGAAUGACGAUGUCAAGGUGAUGAAAUGCGUGGUGGAGGCGCUGGCUGACGUGCUGUCCAGGCCACGCCCUUCACCUGUCAGCCAGGAGUGUCUGCAGACGCUGAGGACAAACGAGCGUCUUCUUACUCUCCUGCGCCAUUACGACUUUCUGAAGGAGCUGCACGACAUCGCCCCCCAGGCUGGCGAAGACAGAGUCAAGCCACCAGGGGGCGCCAUUGCACCCGGUCACGUGACGCGAGCUCCUCUGAGUUUAGAAGAUGACGUCUCAGAUCAAUCCAUGUUGGACGCUUUAGGAGGACCUGGCGAGCAAUCCAUCCUGUCCCAGAAAAGAAAGAUGACCGGGAAUGAGGAGGAGGAGGAGGAGGAGGAGAAAAAAGGAUCUGAAGGAUUGAAAUCUAAAGAGUUUCACAGUGAAGAUGAAGAGGAGGAAGACAAGAGAUCUGAUAUCUUCUUCUCAGACCAUUCUGAGGAGAAAAAGAGUGAGGAGGAGAAUGAGGAUGAAAUGAAGAGGAGCAGGAAGAAAUCAUCAGGAGAUGAAAAGCAGCAGGAAGAACCUCAUCACUCAAAGGAGAUGUCAGAGGCAGAGGAGGUGACGAAGAAGAAGGAGGAGAUGAAGAUGAAAAGGAACAGAACUCCAGAAGAGAAGGAGCUGCAGAUGAUCGCUCGAAGAGGACCAGAGGAGGCGGGCAGUGCUGUACGGAAGACAGAGCAGGAGGCAGAUGUUGAAAGGCUCGCCGCCAUCGAGUCCGACCUGGAAAACGUGGCUCAGAAGCUUCACGAUCUUCGACGAGGCUGAAACGAGUUGACCUCCUCCUCCUCCUUCUUUUGCUCCUUCCUAAAGGUAGUGUGCUGGUCCAUGUCACCACACGUCACCACCAACAUCCUCUCUUGUGACACCGAACCUCACUCUUGAUUUCCUCUGCGACUUGUCCUUGUGUGUUUUACUUGAUUUAAUUUGUCGAACGUACAAAGAACACGUUUUAUUAUUUUAAAAGCACUUCAUUGUAAAACCAGACUGAAAAAUGUUGAUCUUUUGAACGGCUCGAAUCAAUUCUUGCGUAAAAGAGAUUUAAUGCAAUAAAAUAGAGUUGCUUUCAA